Molecule: messenger RNA, 3139 nt
Organism: Ornithodoros turicata
Lineage: Eukaryota; Metazoa; Arthropoda; Arachnida; Ixodida; Argasidae
Product: splicing factor 1-like
Exons: 10
Coding region: 157-2430 (757 amino acids)
Biological process (GO): regulation of mRNA splicing, via spliceosome
Cellular component (GO): nucleus
Molecular function (GO): mRNA binding; zinc ion binding
Source: RefSeq, a predicted model, not a curated record
CGUCACACGUCGUUAUCGUUUAUCGUCGCCAUAUUCGAUUUUUCUUGCCUGUCGCUGUCUGAUGGUGUCUGCCACUCCUAAAAUACCAUCAACGCUCAGGAUUCGUCACUGCAAUACGUCGUUUUAGUGGACUAGACACUACGUUGAGGUAACUGUAUGGCAACAGGAGCUAAUACAACGCCUCUGGGGCGCCCAGCGGCGCCUCCAAAGCCAAGCUCGAACGGAGGUGUUUCUUUGUUAAAGCCGAGCUACAUGGCCGGCGUCAUUGCUUCGCCACCAACAUCGUUGAAUGGGUCUCCGAGUGCUCCAGCUCUGCCAGCUCUCCCUGCACCUAUGCCUGUAAUGAAGAAUGAAAAGGAUCACGAUGAGCGGGACAGAGACCGCGAUCGUGAGAGGGAACGUGAUCGGGACAGAGAUCGAGAGCGGGACAGGGACAGAGGGAGAGACAGAGACCGCGACCGUCGUGGCCGUGACCGGGACAGAGGUCGAGACCGAAGUCGUGAUCGCAGUCGUGACCGCAGUCGAGACCGGAAGCGGGACAGAGACCGGGACAGCGACAGGGACCGAUCUCGAGACCGGGACAGGGACCGCGAUAAGGACAGAGAUCGCGAUAAGGAACGCGACAGAGACAUGGCUCUCCCGGCACCUGCUAUUGCGCCCAAUGCACCGGCCUGGGCUGGUUGUGCAAUGCAGGUGUCCAUGCAGGAGCAGAACAAACUGAGUGCUGCGGAAGAAAGAAAGCGGAAACGCAGAAGUCGUUGGUGUGCUGAUGAAAAGGAGAAAGUGUUCAUUCCUGGCAUGCCCACAGUCUUGCCCAGCAACCUGGAUCCCAACCAGGAAAGGGCCUAUUUGUUGCAACUGCAGAUUGAAGAACUCACACGGCGGCUGCGCACCGAGGACCUUGGUAUUCCUUUCAACCCUGAGGAAAGGUCCCCAUCCCCGGAGCCCAUCUACAACAGUGCGGGCAAGAGGCUGAACACCAGGGAGUAUCGUACACGGAAACGACUGGAAGAUGAACGACACAUGCACAUCACCGAGAUGUUCUCCAUCAACCCUGAAUACAAGCCCCCGUCGGACUAUAAGCCUCCACUGGUGAGGGUGAGCGAAAAAGUGAUGAUUCCUCAGGAGGAGCAUCCAGACAUCAACUUUGUUGGGCUCUUGAUCGGCCCUCGCGGAAACACGUUGAAGGCUAUGGAGAAAGACACCGGGGCUAAGAUCAUCAUCCGCGGCAAGGGCUCCGUUAAAGAAGGGAAAGUGGGUCGCAAGGACGGUCAGCCGCUGCCCGGAGAAGACGAACCGCUGCAUGCUUUCGUUACCGCCUCUACGACGGAUGCUGUGCAGAAGGCUGUUGAUCGGAUUAAAGAGAUUAUCCGGCAAGGUGUAGAGGUACCAGAGGGUCAGAAUGACCUGCGCCGCAUGCAGCUUCGAGAACUUGCCCUGCUCAAUGGGACGCUUCGCGAAAGUGACUUUGGGGGCCCACGCUGCUCAAAUUGCGGUGCCCCAGGCCACAAGGCAUGGCAGUGUCCGGACCGGCCUAAUGUCACCAACAAUGUCAUCUGCAACUGCUGUGGUGGCACUGGACACAUCGCUCGUGACUGCAGGGAACGGCGGUCCGGUGUUGCCACUGGCGGAUUUGGUGGAGCUGGUGUCGGGGGCAUGGGAGGAGGUGAACACUCCAAGAUAGAUGAAGAGUAUAUGUCGCUAAUGGCUGAACUUGGAGAAGGGCCACCACCCCCUAGCAAAGGGGGACCAAAUAAUGGGUCACGGGCUGGAUCUCAAAAUAUCUUGGGGCCUUCGCAAGGAGCCCCACGGGCUAUCAUGGCACCUCCACCUCAGGGAAGUACCGGAAAUGCUGGGGGGCAAGGGAUGAACCAAGUGCCGCCUAUGCAGUGGGGUGCUGUACCACCCAAGGGCAUGAUGCCCCCAGGGGGACCUCAGCAAGGCAUGUUGCCUCCUCCACCCCCAAUGGGAGGAGCUAUGUCAUGGCAACCCAUGUGUCCUCCAUCUACUACUGCUCAGGGUGCAAUGUCCAUGACUGGUGUACCACCUCCCAUGAUGGGAGGACCACCGAUGCCACCACCUGCAGGUGGUGCUAUGCCACCCUGGAUGGGUGGUGUGCCUCAGGGACCUCCAGGCACCAUGCCAUGGCAGCAGACUGCUAUGUCCCCUGCUCCUCCGGGAGGUGUUCCACCUCCCAUGGCACCAAUGUUCCCAUGGGCUGCAGGGGGAUUCAUGGGCAUGCCCGUACCGCCUCCUCCACCACCUCCACCCCAGUCGGGCGCAACGACCACCAGUCAGGCAUCUGGGACCACUGCUGCCACAGCAACUUCCACAACAACCACCAGCACAACUGCUACCCGGAUGGAUCUCGGCGCCCUCGUCAGCCUCCCUGGACUCCUAGCUGCUCCUCCCCCACCUCCUCCGAGUUGAGGCACUCCACCGGUGUACUUCAUCAUCAAAACAUGACAGGCGGGGAGGGGGGAUUUCACAGUUUCAUGAAGCGCACUACAAGACAGAUCCUUCGGGUACAAAUACUUCAUGCGUCAUCUUACAUUGCGCCAACCUUGUACCAUUACAUAACCAGUUGGCAGUUUCGUUCUUGUCACUCUGUUCAUUGUCCCGCACAUGAGAAUAUAGUAUGUAGAAUAUCGCUAACUUGUGUAAGUCCUCAAUCUCUCUGUUAUGCCUAUACUUUGGUUCCCAGAUCAGUAUGCUGGUUGUGUCCUGCUUGUUUGUGACAUCUUCAUUCUCGCAAAGAACAAAAGCUGGCAAUCAUUUUAUACUUUGCCCAUAUUUGACAUUCAUGUCUUGUGUAGACAGCGUUCUGAAUCCUUUUUGCUCUCUGCUUAGUCGAAAGGAUGGAAAGAAACAUUAGGAAUGAAAUGAAAGGAAGGUAUAAGCUGUGCACAAAGUGCAACCUCUUGGCAGUACAUUGAGUAGUGAUACUACAUGGAUAACCAACAUACAUGUGUGUCCUUGACAUUGGUAUAGGUACAACAAUUUUAUUCAUCAUCCACUUGCCACUCAAAGGGAUAGUGGUGUGGUCUGGCUUAUGUGAAGUGCUCAAGGGCAGAUGAUUUAAAUUUGUGCGUGUGUUUCAAGGGUUUGUAUCAAAUAAAAGUCUGCUAUGUAACCUGAA